GAACCUUCCUUUGUGCCACGUGGAAAUCAAAGACUGAUACAAAUACUGACGUCAUCACUUAUACACAUCUCUCUUCUUCUGUGAAUCUUCAAAAACUCCCUUUUACGCUAUAAUUAAAACUCACUUUCUUCUUCUCCAAGAGCCAACAAAAAAAAACACACAAACGGCAAAAAAAAAAAAAACAUGAGAAGCUCUGAUCACAAGAGUCCACAUAUGGGGUUUUCCGGCGUUUUGCCGAUUGUUCUCUUGCUUUUAUUAUCAUCGGCGGAUCUAGCGGCGAGUCAGGCACAGCCCGGUCCAACAAACCAACCUUACAACUACGGCAAGCUAAGUCCAGCCAUGGCUGUGAUCGUCGUGAUCCUUAUCGCCGCUCUCUUCUUCAUGGGGUUCUUCUCCAUCUACUUCCGCCACUGCUCCGGCGUACCAGACGCCGGCGUUUCUCCAGCUGGCGGAGUUCGAUCCAGAGGAACCGUCAACGCGGCAGCGCGUGGUCUUGACGCUUCGGUCGUCGAGACCUUUCCCACGUUCUUGUACUCGGACGUGAAGACGCAGAAGCUUGGUAAAGGUGAGUUGGAGUGCGCGAUUUGUCUGAACGAGUUCGAAGACGACGAAACGCUGCGUUUGCUUCCCAAGUGUGAUCACGUGUUUCACCCUCACUGCAUCGACGCUUGGCUCGAGGCUCAUGUGACUUGUCCUGUUUGUAGAGCGAAUCUUGCUGAACAGGUUGCUGAUGAAGGUGAAUCGGUUGAACCGGGAGGAACUGAACCGGAUCUUGAGUUGCAGCAAGUGGCCGCGAAUCCUGAACCGGUGGUUACUACUGCUCCGGUACCGGAACAAUUAGUGACGAGUGAAAUCGAUACGAGGAGAUUACCUGGCGUACCGGUGGAUCUCAAACGAGUUAAAUUCUCGAGAUCGCAUACAACGGGACAUUCGGUGGUUCCGCCGGGAGAAUGUACCGAGCGGUUUACUCUCCGGUUACCGGAAGAUGUUAGGAAGAGGAUAAUGAAUGAUUGGGAAUUAAACCGGUCGAAUAGUCUUGUGAAUCUUCCAAGGGGAGGGAGUUCGAGGAGAGGUAAAACGAUUGAUCGGACAAGGGCUCGGUCUGACAGGUGGCUGUUCCGUAAAACGCCGUCGUUUCUAUGGAGGAAUCGUGAUGAUGGUUCUAUUAGGCUAGGUAGUACCGGAAGCGUUCGAGCCAAUGCUGUACCGAACUCAACCGGUGGUGAUUCGGUACGUGGAGGAGACCGGUGGGCUUUUCUAAGAAAUCCGUCGUUUCUGUGGAGGAACUCUUCGGUACAUGUGCAAAGAGGAGGAGUCAAUAAAGACGGCGAAGGAACUUCGGUUAAAUCGGCCGGUCCAAGUGGCUCAGCUAGCGUUUCGGUGAGAUUACCGGUUUAGUUGACUUUGCUUUUUAGCCCUUGUAACUACUUUUUUUUUUUUCUUCCAUUUUUUUUUGUUCAUGUUUGGGAUUGUUGAAUGUUGAUAAACACGAAAUACAUUUUCCUUAAUUCUUUAAAAUUAUUGAA
Molecule: messenger RNA, 1526 nt
Organism: Camelina sativa (false flax)
Lineage: Eukaryota; Viridiplantae; Streptophyta; Magnoliopsida; Brassicales; Brassicaceae
Product: E3 ubiquitin-protein ligase ATL6
Source: RefSeq, a predicted model, not a curated record